Scatophagus argus is the source of this 4214-nucleotide messenger RNA. RefSeq names its product collagen, type VIII, alpha 1a (gene col8a1a). Gene Ontology annotation, molecular function: protein binding. NCBI's taxonomy places the organism in Eukaryota, Metazoa, Chordata, Actinopteri, Scatophagidae. Bases 63 to 2294 code for a protein of 743 amino acids. The transcript is spliced from 2 exons. The record is from RefSeq and is a predicted model, not a curated record.
UAAAAACAGAUUCAGCCCUCCCUUAUAUCUUCUGUUCUCUACCUUCCACACAGGCCUUGGCCAUGCCUCCCCUUCCUGUCCCCUUCUUCCUGACACUGCUACAGCUUGUAGUUCUUACUUAUGUGAGUGGUGGGGCAUACUAUGGACACAAGCAACAUCCUCAGCCAUACCAGCCAAUGCAGCACCUCCAACACAUGGGCAUGGGCAAGGAAGGCUUUCCCCAACAACAGUACCUUGGAAAGGAGGUGCCCUAUAUGCAAUAUCCCCAUUACAGGAAAGAGCUUCCCCAGAUGCCAAUGCACAAGGGCAAAGAAACUGCUCGUAAAGGGGGAAGUUAUAAUGGUGGCCAAGACAAAGGUCAGACUAUCCCUAGUGGUGCUGAGGGAGUUCCACAAGGAGAGCCAGGACCAGCUGGGCCACCAGGGCCAGAGGGACCUCCAGGACCUCCUGGACCUCCAGGUAAUGGACAGCCAGGAGAUGCAGGGCAACCUGGGCCUUCAGGUCCACCAGGAGUGCCUGGAGUGGGUAAGCCAGGUUCGCCAGGACUGCCAGGCAAGCCAGGAAGAAAUGGUGAUGCGGGUCCACAAGGAGAAAUGGGCCCUAGGGGUGGAGAAGGGCCAACUGGACAGCCAGGGCCUCAGGGUCCACCAGGACCACCUGGGCUACCAGGAAUAGGUAAACCAGGGGUACAGGGAUUACCAGGCCAACCAGGGCCCAAAGGAGAGCCAGGUCACAAAGGUUUGCCAGGACUUCCUGGAUUACCAGGACCCAAAGGAGACAAGGGGAUGGGGCACCCAGGACAACCUGGUCACAAAGGGCUCCCAGGGCUCCCAGGACCUGCUGGCCCAAGAGGGCUACCUGGGUUUGGAAAACCUGGAUUAAAUGGAGCACCAGGGCCACAAGGACCACCGGGAGAUAAAGGACAUCCUGGAGAGCAAGGACCAGCUGGGUCACCUGGUGAAGGAGGGCAACCUGGCCCUCCAGGUCUACCCGGUCAAGGAAAGCCUGGUCAAAAUGGCCUGCCAGGGCAGCCAGGCAUGCCUGGUGGAAAAGGUCAUCCAGGACCACCAGGUUUGCCAGGAAAACCAGGACUGCCUGGAUUUGGUAAACCAGGACUCCCUGGACCAAAGGGUGAUAAAGGAAUGGGUGGACCACCUGGACCUUCAGGACCAAAAGGAGAUAAGGGCCAUGCAGGGCUACCUGGCAUGCUUGGACCCCCUGGAACAAAUGGCCCACCGGGUCCUCCAGGCCCUAUGGGACCACCAGGAGGUAUAGGUGCACCUGGUCCUAAAGGAGACUGUGGAGAAGGAGGACCUAAAGGGCUUGAUGGAUCCCAGGGUGAGCCUGGUCCUUCUGGUAUGCCCGGUAAGGAUGGUCUACCUGGAGAGCGUGGAGAGCCAGGACCAAGAGGUCCACCAGGACCAAGUGGUGCCAAAGGAGAUGGUGGGCACAAAGGUCUACCUGGUCCACCAGGUCCUCCAGGACAACUUGGCCCAAAAGGACAAGGUGGAUUACCUGGUGAAGUAGGACCUCAAGGUCCUAAAGGAAUCCCUGGUAUGGAUGGUGCUGCAGGACCAAUCGGGCCAUCUGGUCUUCCGGGGCCCAAAGGAGAUACUGGUCUGCCUGGUCCACCAGGAAUUCCAAGUGAGGGAAUUCCUGGUCUUGCUGGACCCAUAGGACCACCAGGGAAAGAUGGCCCAUCAGGACCCCCUGGACCACCAGGUCAGCCUGGCCCUCCUGGACCACCAGGCCCACCAGGAGAAACUGGUCUGUCUCCUGACAUGGCUGGAGUGCUCUCUCAGAUGGGCCCUGGACUAGAUGGUGUUAAAGCUGGUAGUUAUGGUAAGAAGGGCAAAUAUGGAGGCAAUGGGGCAGAGGUAAUGGGUGCCAGUGGAUUGGAAAUGCCAGCAUUCACAGCUGUAGCAACAACUCCCUUUCCACCUGUGGGCACUCCCGUCAUCUUUGACAAGCUCUUGUACAAUGGCCGUCAAAACUACAACCCCGAAACAGGAAUUUUCACUUGUGACAUUCCUGGCAUUUAUUAUUUUGCCUACCACAUUCAUUGCAAAGGAGCUAAUGUGUGGGUGGCUAUGAUGAGGAACAAUGAGCCAGUGAUGUAUACAUAUGAUGAAUACAAAAAAGGUUACCUCGAUCAAGCAUCAGGGAGUGCAGUAUUACCUCUACAACCUGGAGACACUGUGUAUAUUCAGCUGCCCUCAGACCAGGCGGCAGGACUUUAUGCUGGGCAGUAUGUGCACUCCUCCUUUUCAGGGUAUUUAUUAUAUCCAAUGUAAAAUUGCAAACUCCUGGGAGAGUGAGGCUUCAGUGAGAACAAAGUGGGAGCAUAUUUUUGUAUUAUAUAAAACAUGGUUAGAAACCACAUUAUACUGAGCAGUAUUAAUGUAAAGUCAACUAUUCAUCUUGUCAGCAGAGAUAGGAGGACAAGAUAAAAUAUCGUAAAGAAAAUCUGAAAUAUGACAGUCUGUAUAUACAGCAGCUUUAUACUGUUUAGCCUUAUAGCCAUGUAACUGGGGGAGCAAAAGUGUUUUCCUUUACAGUUUUGAAGAUAUAAAAGAACAUAUAAUGCCUGAGAUGUAUUUUCACAUAGAAGAGUGCCAAAAAUCCAUAGAAGUCCAAUUUGUUAUUAGGUACAAUCUAUCAGUGAACAGUACAGACAUGUGAAGUGUAUGCAAAAGAAGAAAAACAAUCAUUUUGGUUGCAUUGUUUCAACAGUGUCAAUUUUGUCUGCACCUCUUCAGAACUGGCAGCUACCCCAUGUGGUAAAGAAUGUGAACUACAGUAGAAGGCAUGACAACAUAUUAAUUUUGCAAGGAAAUUUAUUUUUGCAUGCAUUCCUUUGUAUAAUAUAGGCUUUGUCUUUCUUAUGAUAGUGGCAAGCAAGUAAAAUGAUCUCUUGAGAAUGACAACAUAAGGUUUGCAUUACAGCAGUUUUGUACAUGUUUUAGAGGUUAAAACAAUACAUGUUGUGUUUGAAUUUGAAUUUGACUGGAAUUUUCAAAGCACAUUGUAGGAGCAACUUAAAUGUCUGUGAAAGCUGUACAUAUACUAAGCAAUACUGGUAUUGGUAAACAAUUAAUAGCAAUAAAUGUGCUCACUUAUUGGAGCAAGAAAUAAAUAUUUAAAUAGAAUUGAAUCAAAAUUAAAAAAUAACACACAUGAUAUAUGUUGGUGACUGACAAAUACCAAAUUCUCCUAUGAAUGAGAUGAAACAAUAAGAAUGUAAUAUGAAUUUUAAGUUUUAAUGUUCGCAUGCAGAUUUAUCGGUGUAGUGCUGUAAAGAAACAUUUUAUUGUGUUUAGGGCAAUGUGGUGUGUGGAUAUUCGUGAGGUUAAACACCCACACAUCAUACUGCAUUGAACAAUGAAAACCACUCAUACAUCACAAUGUACAUUAAAGUCCACACUACACAGCAUUUCUAUAACCAUAAUUGUACCAAAACAGUAAAUAUAUAGGUAUAAACAACACAGGUAAAUAUCAGAAAGCCCAGACCUUACCAAUCAGUACAUGCAGAUGUAGAGUUGUAACUGCAAUAUGAUACUCAGCACGGAUUAAGCAGUACUCCAGACAAACUUGCCGCUAAAGAAAAGUCACAUCAAUCUCUAAAAUGUAAUCUUACUUCAUUUUAAUUUAAAAUUCAGCCAGUUAUAUUCUGUACUUGUUUUAUAAGUCUAAUCCUUUUUUAGUAGGAAUGGCAGUAAAAAUAUGGAUAAGUUGGUGUUAUAUUUGUAAAACAAAUUAUGGAAUGUUGGUUUAAUACAAAACACUUUAACAAUAGAACGUACUUGUUAUUCAGUCAUUCUGGGAUAAUUUGUUUAGAAGUUAAAAAACCAAAUUAAGUUCCACAGCAACCUUAGUGAACUACAUUCAGUAUGUCUUGUUACCAGGUUUAUGGGAAAUACAAAAUAAAUGUGUAUUGUAUUGAAUGUUGCAGCAAUUCAUCACAACAGUUAUGUCAGUAAUUUAUUAUUUUAUCUGUUGAUCUUUCACAUGCAAUAACAAGGACAUUGCAGUCCUUAAGGGAAAAUAAAUGUGUAUUUCUUUUUUAACCGUGGUGCUAAUGUCAUUGUAACCGAAGAUUUUAUGUCUUAAUGUUUCACGUUUGUUAUUAUUGUCCAUGUUGUUUUUUCUAAAUAAAAAUUGUUUAAUUAAAGCUUCUGUUUACAUCAAUAUCUCUAAGCUCACGAAAAGUCGAU